UGGUUGUCUAUUUAAGAGGAGAAGUGGCCAGUCUGAGAUGACCCAGAUUCAGUGCCUUGUUCUUGUUCUUGAAGUAAAAAAUGGGCGUUUUGGAUCAUGUCUCUGAGUAUUUCGAUUGCAGUUCCCACAGCUCUAAGCACAAGAAACGCAAGCAAUUGCAGACAGUGGAAUUAAAGAUUCGAAUCGACUGCGAAGGUUGCGAGAGGAAGGUGAGGAGAGCGUUGGAGGGGAUGAAGGGGGUGAAGACCGUCGACAUUGAUCGCAAGGCCAAUAAAGCCACCGUCGUCGGAUACGUCGAGCCGUCCAAAGUGAUGGCGCGUGUCACUCACCGUACCGGUAAGAAGGCGGAGCUCUGGCCUUAUGUGCCGUACGACGUCGUGGCACAUCCCUACGCGCCGGGAGUGUAUGACAAGAAGGCUCCAGCUGGGUACGUGCGAAAGGCUGAUGAUCCCGGUGCGUACCAGCUCGCACGUGCGAGUUCUACUGAGGUUCGCUAUACGACGGCGUUUAGUGACGAAAAUCCCGCGGCGUGUGCUGUUAUGUAAUGUGCUGUAAUUUUGUUGCUUUUAUUUUUAUUAUUUUGUGGGUUUUUGUUUUUUUCAUAAUUUUGUUAGUUAAUGUAAUUAUUGGUUUGGAUAUUUUUGUUCUUUAGUCUAAAGUGUUAUUAUUAUUAUUAUUAUUAUUUUGUGGUAUGAUUAAUA
This is a messenger RNA of Cucurbita maxima (winter squash), 701 nucleotides long. Its product is annotated as heavy metal-associated isoprenylated plant protein 26. The transcript is spliced from 2 exons. Bases 81 to 545 code for a protein of 154 amino acids. The record is from RefSeq and is a predicted model, not a curated record. Gene Ontology annotation, molecular function: metal ion binding. NCBI's taxonomy places the organism in Eukaryota, Viridiplantae, Streptophyta, Magnoliopsida, Cucurbitales, Cucurbitaceae.